CGAUGAAAUUCACAUCCUCAGCUUUCUCUCUCGCGCAACCACAUCUCCGUCUUUCCCUCGCAACGCCGUCCGUCUCCUCUUCCCGACGAGGUGGGGAGCACGGAAAUCCGUGUCCCUCUGCGAGACCACCAUACCUGAAUUCCUUCUUUCUCUGCGAGACCACCAUAGCGGAAAUCUUCAAUUCUCGUCCAGGAGAUUAUAGCAUUCCCUUUUUUUUACUGGAAUUGGUCCCACCAAAUACAAGACACAUGGCACUUGAGGGGUGGAUCUAGACCAUUCAUCCGGUGGGCCAGGAAAAGUUGGGACUGUAAAAAGGAAUUUAGGAAUCAUUGAUGGUUCAUCAGGUGGGCCAUAGAUUUGCAAAAAGAGAUGGAUGAUCGGAAGAAAUUGACCGACGGUGCCCAUGUAUUGUAUGGCUUGGAUCUUGCGCACAUGUGCAUGCAUGAAUAGCUUGGAUCCUUCGCUAUAUACCACAUGCCCAUCUAAAGAAUGGCUUGCAGCGUGCACAGGAAGAUGAUGGGUUUUAUUGCAAGAUGUUAAUCUAUCAUGAGAAGCAGAGAUGGUAAACAUGCAUUAUUAAGUUCCAUGUAUUUGGGAGAUACUGUCAUAGGAUGUGGGGCAGCGAACAACCUUGCAUGAAUAAUCAGGCCGACACAGGAGUAGACUAUAUAACUUUGGAAAACGAUAACACUGAUAGUGAGAUGGCGGCGGAUGUUGAACCUGAAAGUGAUACAGCAGUGGAUGUCGAACCUGAAAGUGAUACGGCAUUGGACAUUGAACCUGAAAGUGACGCAGCAGUGGACGUUGAACCUGAAAGUGAUACGGCAGCAGACAUUGAACCUGAAAGUGAUACAGCAGGGGAUGCUGAACCAUGUGCAAGUUCAGAGGGCAGUUCAGUUCCUCAUGUAGGUAUGCGGUUUAAAACUGCCGAUGAGGCAUACACAUGGUACAAUGAUUAUGCAAUGCGUGUGGGUUUCAGUGUGCGUAAAGACCGCCAGGAAAAGUCGAAACGCGACGGAGAAGUUAUCUCCAGACUAUUUGUAUGCUCAAAGGAAGGAAAACGUCGGGAUAAAGACCCAGAUAAAGAAAAUAAAGACAAGCCUGAGCAAGCACACACAAGGGUAGGUUGCGAGGCAUAUCUCAUGGUAAAGAGAAGGAAGAGAGGUACUCUGGAGGAGUUUUGGGUGGUUACAAGAUUUCGGGAGCAUCAUAACCAUGAUUUAGUAUCUCCAGAUAAAACGCAUUCCCUUCGAUCGCAUAGGAAGAGGGGUCGUUCGGGUGCACAUUUUCGUGGGGUUCAUAUGUCUUCCUCACUCACGGAGUCCAAUGCUAUUGAAAAUGGUUUGUGCAAUCAUCUGAGUGUUAAAGGGCAUGAGGCUCCUACAAAAGGAGAUGGUGCAGCAGCUGACUAUGAUUAUGGAAGUGACAACCCCGAGGAUACUUCAGCAGACAAUCCAGGUCCACGUUUAGGUAUGCAGUUUAGAACUGCUGACGAAGCAUAUGCAUGGUAUAUUGAUUAUGCAAGGUGGGUUGGUUUCAAUGUGCGAAUCGAUCGUCAGGAAAAAUCGAAACGUGACGGAAUAGUCAUUUCUAGAUUAUUUGUAUGUUCCAAACAAGGAAAGCGUAGAGAUAAAUACCUAAAUAAAGAGAAUAGAAGCAAAGUUGAGCAAGUGGAAACAAGGGUAGGAUGCCAGGCAUAUCUUAUGGUAAAGAGAAGGAGAGGUCCUGUGGAGGAUAGUUGGGAGGUUACAAGGUUUCAAGAGCGUCAUAACCAUGACUUAAUGUCUCCGACGAAGUGUGGAAGGCGUGGGGCAAAAGCACUUGAAGAUAACAAUAUGACAACCUCUGCCAUAGAGAAGUGUUGGAAAGAUAUUAUUGAAGGCAAACAAACUGAAGCAAAAAACGGACAGCUCAAUACUCCAUUGACUGGAAGUAUUCAAGAAGGCAAUAUUGGGGAAGGGAACUGCACUGGCCAUUCCAAUAGCCAAACAACUCUGCAUGGACAUGAAGACAUGGACAGAGGUGGAUUCCCUUCUAAUGAAAGUGGUAAGAGCAGGUCAGAGAAGCGACGGAAGGGUACCAAGAGCUGCAGCAUUUGCAAGAGGCGCGAUCACAACAAGCGCAAAUGCCCCUCAUUGAAGGCCACAGGGGAUACUCUACAGCCAGACAAUGACUUGCAUCCAGACAUGAUAGAUAGUGAAGUUAUCAAGGAUCGGCUCCCAAAUGGUAUCAUGUAUCAGGAUUUUGUGCAUAAUCGGGGAAUUUACAGACAACCAGCCAGUGACAUUGUACUUGGUUUCUACUUUGGAGACUGAUCUUUUGUUCAUGGUCUUCUUUUAAAAUUCUGACGACCGAUAAGGUAGUAGGGCCUGUUCUUUGUAAGGUAUCAACUACACAAUCUUAGAACAUUAAUUACAUCUUAGAAGAUGUUGAUGUAA
Messenger RNA from Magnolia sinica, 2438 nucleotides. RefSeq lists its product as uncharacterized. Lineage: Eukaryota; Viridiplantae; Streptophyta; Magnoliopsida; Magnoliales; Magnoliaceae. The record is from RefSeq and is a predicted model, not a curated record. The coding region runs from base 612 to 2315 and encodes 567 amino acids. The transcript is spliced from 6 exons.